Messenger RNA from Sinocyclocheilus anshuiensis, 828 nucleotides. RefSeq names its product SH2 domain-containing protein 1B-like. Lineage: Eukaryota; Metazoa; Chordata; Actinopteri; Cypriniformes; Cyprinidae. Gene Ontology annotation, biological process: negative regulation of bone resorption; negative regulation of neutrophil differentiation; positive regulation of B cell differentiation. The transcript has 4 exons. Gene Ontology annotation, cellular component: cytosol. The record is from RefSeq and is a predicted model, not a curated record. Bases 175 to 597 code for a protein of 140 amino acids.
GAUGCUUAGACUAUCUCGCUGUGUAUCAUAAUUUCUGAGUGUGGGCAUGAAGGAAGAUUUCCUCCACUAAGGUAAUUGUGGACUUGCGGAAGAAUACGUGACGUAUUAUUAUCCUGUGCGCAAACAGCAGUGCCUCGAGCUGACAGCACGCUCCUCACACGUGCGAUGUGAAACAUGGAGCAUCCAGCGUAUCAUGGGCCGAUAAGCAAACAGAGAUGCGAGGAGCUGCUCGGCAAGAAAGGACGGGACGGAACAUACCUGAUUCGGGACAGCGAGACCAUUCAAGGAGCUCUCUGCCUCUGUGUGUACAAACAAAAAGUGGUCUAUACUUACAGGAUUCUCCAAACCCACACCCGAUACUUCACUCUACAGGCCAGCUCAGGUGUAGAGGAGAAGUUUUUCAAGACGUUGAAGGAUCUUAUUCGCCAUUACAAGCAAAAGAAUGAAGGACUUGCAACACACUUAUGCCAUUCGCUGAAAAGAAAAACGCUGCAAGAUCAGCCUUUGCAAUGUGCAGAACCACUAGUGCCUAAUGAGGAAAAUGACUAUGAAAAUGUUGAGUGCUCGGGGGACUAUGUUGUUGUUCUGCCAGACUGAUAUAGUCACAAUGUGACGUUCUGACUGGAUAACUGGAUCAGACAAUAUGAACAAUAUAGAUGUGCUAUUACAGUUUCCAAGAACUUUCUGGACAUUUUCACCUCAAAUAUAGGAAAUGCAUGUGGAAUCACAUUAUUUGAAUCACAUUUUAGCAUAGGUAUGUUUUUGUGCAUGGAAAAUGCAUAAAUUGGGGAUGUAAAUUUGAAUGCUGUAAAUGGUGUGAAUUUUAUG